AUGGAUCUCAUAGUAAUGUAUGAUAAAGAUGACAAGACGUUUGCCAGGGUAUCCUGGAAAAAGCCAUCAUCAACAGAAGAUUUACCUGACACAAGAAGCAUCAACACAGUAUAUAGGAUUUGCUGGUGGACAGAUGAAUCAGACAAACAGCAAAUUGAAAUAUUUGGAUAUGAAUAUUAUUUGACAAAACUGAAAGAAGGCACUACUUAUUUUGUCAGUGUGAUUAAAGUCGAUAAUAACUGUCCCAAAGAAUCUGAAAUGGUCAAGUUUCAAACUGCACCGAAUCCACCAUCCAACUUGUUAUUAUGCACAGUACGAGCGUAUGACACUCCAUCAAUCAGUGUCAUGUUUGAUUGGCCUGCCGGGCCUUCUGACUUUUUCAUCAUUGAAGUGAGGUCAAAGGAAGAUCUGAUAUCAUCUGUCAAGUCUUAUGAAAAAUCUGCUCUCAUUCAAAAUCUGCAAUCCGCCACUGAGUAUGCUGUAUCUGUCUUUUCAGUAUGGAAGGAAUAUUGUCAGUAG
Molecule: messenger RNA, 519 nt
Organism: Styela clava
Lineage: Eukaryota; Metazoa; Chordata; Ascidiacea; Stolidobranchia; Styelidae
Source: RefSeq, a predicted model, not a curated record